Punica granatum (pomegranate) is the source of this 4418-nucleotide messenger RNA. Lineage: Eukaryota; Viridiplantae; Streptophyta; Magnoliopsida; Myrtales; Lythraceae. The record is from RefSeq and is a predicted model, not a curated record.
CCGCCUCUCUCUCUCUCUGUUGCAUUCAGCUUCUCCCUCAUCAUCAUCAUCAUCCAUCAUCGCCAUCGUCAUCGUUCAUCUACUUGCCCCCCACCCCAUCUAUUAUAUAUAUUAAUCCAGCCCUAGGAUUCUCCUCCGGAAAUGAGUCAGGUCCCCACCAAGGACAAGGAUUCGGACUCCCCCUCGGACGACGCCCUCGCCGGCCCCGACGACCCUCGGUCGCUUCCUAACGUUAACCCCACCAAGCCCACCACCGAGAAGCAGCAGCCGCCCGACAACCCCUCCCCGCCGGCUGACGACGAGGAAGAGGGGUGCCCGGAUCACGCCGGCGCUAGGGCAGGGGAACCCAUGGAGGAGGAUCUCGUCGGCCCCGCCACUGUCUUCUCCAUCCGCCUCAAGCAGCCCCGCUCCAAUCUCCAGCACAAGAUGAGCGUCCCCGAGCUCUGCCGCAAUUUCAGUGCUGUUGCAUGGUGCGGUAAGCUGAAUGCUAUAGCUUGUGCAUCCGAAACUUGUGCCAGAAUUCCAAGUUCUAAUGCAAAUCCACCAUUCUGGAUUCCCAUUCAUAUUGUGAUUCCUGAGAGGCCUACUGAGUGUGCAGUAUUUAAUGUUAGAGCAGAUUCUCCGAGGGACUCGGUUCAGUUUAUUGAAUGGUCCCCUGCUUCUUGUCCUCGUGCUCUGCUGAUUGCUAAUUUCCAUGGGAGCGUAACUAUCUGGACUCAGCCAUCUCAAGGACCUGCCAAUGUGGUACGGGAUGCUAGUUGCUGGCAAUGCGAACAUCAGUGGCGACAAGACAUUGCAGUUGUGACUAAGUGGCUAUCUGGAGUGUCUCCGUAUAGGUGGCUUUCAUCAAAAUCUAGUUCUACGGGCGCAAAGUCAACAUUUGAGGAAAAGUUUCUUGCACAACAGUCCCAAACUUCAGUUGAACCUUUUGCAGAUAGAUGGCCCAAUUUUCUAUGUGUAUGCUCAGUCUUCUCUUCAGGAUCCGUUCAGCUAAAUUGGUCUCAGUGGCCCCCUAGUCAAAAUGGUGCUGCACCAAGGUGGUUUCACACAAGCAAGGGACUCUUGGGAGCUGGACCUAGUGGUAUCAUGGCUGCUGAUGCUAUAAUUACAGACAGCGGGGCCAUGCAUGUUGCAGGCGUUCCAAUUGUGAACCCUUCUACUGUUGUCGUGUGGGAGGUCACUCCUGGUCCUGGAAGUGGAUUACAAGCAAUCCCAAUGGCGUCUGCUAACCAAGGGGUGGUCCCACCUUCAGUCAAUCCGCCCAAUUGGGCAGGUUUUGCCCCUCUUGCUGCAUAUUUGUUCAGUUGGCAAGAGUACUUGAUAUCUGAGGCAAAGCAAGGCAAAAAGCAAACUGAUCAAGAACUAACUGACUCAGUAUCUCUUCACUGUUCACCUGUUUCAAACUUUUCUGCCUAUGUGAGUCCUGAAGCUGCAGCACAAUCUGCAGCAACCACAACAUGGGGUUCUGGAGUUACCGCUGUUGCUUUUGAUCCUACUUGUGGUGGUUCAGUGAUAGCGAUUGUUAUAGUUGAGGGGCAGUAUAUGUCCCCUUAUGAUCCCGACGAAGGUCCUUCAAUUACUGGAUGGAGAGUACAACGUUGGGAAUCAUCUCUUCAACCUGUUGUUCUCCAUCAUAUAUUUGGAAAUCCAAGUUCCAGUUUUGGUGGACAGGCACCAAUGCAAACAGUAUGGCAAUCAAAGGUGGAUACAAGUAUACCACCAACAAGUGAUUUUAAAGGUCACCAAGCGUCCGCUCCUGGACCAACAACUGAUGUUCAAAAGACGUCUGAUUCCAGCGUGGAAAAUGGAAAAAGAUUGUCUUUUGAUCCCUUUGACUUGCCAAGUGAUGUUCGAACUCUAGCACGAAUUGUGUAUUCUGCACAUGGUGGUGAGAUAGCUAUUGCUUUUCUUCGGGGUGGGGUCCACAUCUUUUCUGGUCCAAAUUUUUUUCGUGUGGAUAACUAUCAGAUCAAUGUUGGGUCUGCAAUUGCUGCUCCUGCCUUCUCUUCAACAAGUUGCUGUUCAGCUUCUGUUUGGCAUGACACUAAGCGGGACCAAACUAUAUUGAAAAUUAUCCGUGUUCUUCCUCCUGCCGUCCCUAGCAGUCAAGUGAAGGCCAAUUCGACAACCUGGGAACGUGCAAUUGCUGAGAGGUUUUGGUGGAGCCUUCUGGUUGGUGUUGAUUGGUGGGAUGCUGUUGGUUGUACACAGAGUGCUGCUGAGUGUGGGGUUGCUUCGCUUAAUAGUGUUAUUGCCGUCUUGGAUGCGGAUUUCCACUCUCUUCCUUCUACUCAGCACAGGCAACAGUAUGGACCUAGCCUUGACAGGAUAAAAUGUAGGCUCCUGGAAGGCACCAAUGCCCAGGAGGUCAGGGCAAUGGUUUUAGAUAUGCAAGCCAGGUUGCUGCUGGAUAUGUUGGGAAAAGGAAUUGAAUCAGCAUUAAUAAAUCCUUCAGCCUUGGUAUCAGAGCCAUGGCAAGCAUCUUCCGAUAUGUUGACUAGAAUUGAUCCCGAAGCAAUGGCUGUUGAAGCUGCACUUGUUCCCACUGUUCAGGCAUACGUCGAUGCAGUUCUUGAUCUGGCUUCGCAUUUCAUCACGCGUUUGCGUCGUUAUGCAAGUUUUUGUCGAACAUUGGCUAGUCAUGCUGUUAAUGCCGGAACAGGAAGCAAUCGGAAUAUGGUGGCUAGUCCAAACCAAAGUUCAGCUUCUCCAGCGACGAGUCAGGGAGGUCAAAGUGGUAGUGCAAGUUCUACUGGAAGCACCCAGAUGCAAGCUUGGGUACAGGGUGCUAUUGCUAAGAUUAGUAGCACCAAUGAUGGAACUCCCAAUUCAGCUAUAAACCCAAUCAGUGGUCCUCCAUCCUUUAUGCCGAUUAGUAUCAACACAGGAACUUUCCCGGGGACACCAGCUGUUAGGCUGAUUGGGGACUGCCAUUUCCUCCACAGAUUAUGCCAACUUCUUCUCUUUUGUUUCUUCUUUCGGAGAACUCAGCUUCAUCGAUUUACCACUGGUGGCCAAAGGAGUAGUGAGUCUACUGCACAAAAGCCCCAAGCAGGUGCUCCUGGGAAGACCGAAGAGAUCAAUUCAGUGUCCUCAAAGCCAAAUCCAGUUAUAGCUAGGGCAGAUGAGAGUCAGGCAGCUCGAGGUGGUCAGUUAGUAAGUGGGGCAAAAGGUGGAGAAGAUGGUGGUGGUUCUGGUCGGUCAAGAUUGGGAUCCGGGAAUGCUGGUCAAGGAUACACAUUCGAAGAGGUGAGAGUCCUCUUCCUGAUACUUAUGGAUCUCUGCCGGCGGACAGCUAGUCAUCCACAUCCCUUGCCAGGGUCUCAGGUUGGAAGUAGCAACAUACAGGUUCGGUUGCAUUAUAUUGAUGGCAAUUACACUGUGUUGCCAGAGGUCGUAGAAGCGUCCCUUGGUCCACAUAUGCAGAAUAUGCCUCGACCUAGAGGUGCAGAUGCUGCGGGUUUGUUACUCCGUGAAUUGGAACUUCACCCGCCGGCAGAAGAGUGGCACAGGCGGAAUAUGUAUGGUGGGCCGUGGUCUGAUCCUGAUGAUGUCGGUUCCAUGGACGAUAAUGUGAAGCUUGGAAGUUCCGCAGUUGGUUUGAUCAAUGCCAAUCCAAUGGAAAAUUGCAAUACUUAUCCUGGGGUCUACAGUCUCUGGCCAAAGAAGCGGAGGAUGUCUGAGAGAGAUGCAGCUUUUGGGCUGAACACUUCUGUGGGCUUGGGCGCAUAUCUUGGUAUAAUGGGCUCUCGGAGAGAUGUAAUCACUGCUGUAUGGAAGACAGGUCUUGAAGGGACUUGGUACAAGUGCAUGAGGUGUUUGAGGCAGACUUCGGCUUUUACUCCACCAGGUGCUACAAACUCACCUAAUCUAAACGAGCGGGAAAUUUGGUGGAUAAGCCGAUGGGUUCACGGGUGCCCCAUGUGCGGUGGAACUUGGGUUCGAGUUGUAUAGAAGAUGACUUAAUCUGACUCCUGCUUUUAGUAGUUUGCAGGUUGUGAAGCAACUUAAACGAACUUCCUCCAUGUCGAAGUGGAAACUCCCUGCCGAGUAGCCUGUGGCGAAUAAUUCGAGAUUUUGAAUGGACUUUUAAGGGAUGGCUGGACUUUUUCGUUUUCUUGAUUUGUUAGAUGAUUUGGGAGGGUGAUGUAAGGAAACACUAGCACAAAAUACCUUGGACUUGUCUGUAUAUCGUCUGAUUUGAGUCUAAGCGAGGCCACUGUAUUAUUUCUUUGGCCUCUUUUAGGAAGUGUACAGAAAAGUUUAGCAGAAAAAAACAGAUCGGUAGAAAUCGAUGAGAAUCAAUAGAUAUUCCAGGCAUUUGUCGUGUGAGUUAGGCGAUGUACAUGUUAUUGGUUAACUUUGCACUGCUGCAACUGAGUUAGCAUAAUGAAGUAUUUUUUCUAAAUUCAAGUGCA